Plasmodium adleri (nom. inval.) is the source of this 462-nucleotide messenger RNA. Its product is annotated as conserved Plasmodium protein, unknown function. The transcript has a single exon. The record is from RefSeq and is a predicted model, not a curated record. Bases 1 to 462 code for a protein of 153 amino acids. NCBI's taxonomy places the organism in Eukaryota, Apicomplexa, Aconoidasida, Haemosporida, Plasmodiidae.
AUGAAGUUUUUUUUUGCUUUUAAUUUUUUUUCCUUAUAUAUUUACCUAUAUGAAUUUUUGUGCAUACCCCUGUGUGGGUCUCAAGUGACCCCUGCUGAACCCAUGUUAAACAGUAACUCUGCUUUAGUUAAUCGAAAGAUAAAUAGAAGAAAAAUGAAGAAUUGUAAUAAUAAUGAUUUAUUAAAAGUAUUAAAAAUGGAAACUACUUAUAAAGAAUUACCAGCACGUAAUUUAUUGAUGAGUUCAAAAAAUGAUAUAAGUCAACUAUUUGAUUAUAUUAAUAAAAAUGAAGAAUUAUCAAAACUUAUGAAUUCAUGUGGAACUUAUGUAUAUUUAAAAUAUCUCGGAGUUGUUAUUUUUUCAAUAAAAGAAAAUGUGCAUAUUUCUGAUUUAAGUGAAUUCAUACAAUAUUUAUUAAAUAAAAAUGUGUGUAUAGAAUUUAAUCAAAAUGUUAUGUUGUAG